CAUAGAUGGUGCGUCGAAAAAAUUUCCAGCCGAUUUUGCUGUUAUUAAUGCCCUCCGGAUAUUUUAUAGCCCCUUUUCCCUGGACUAUUUAGCGUAUCAGCGUAUCGACGAGGAUAUUUUUUUCUAAAAAAGAUUCAAACGUAGUAGCCAUCGUGAAUAGUUGUGUGUUUCUUCUACGUAUAUUUCAAAAUCGGAAAAAAUUGUAAUGUCAACUAUAACGAAAGACUCAUUGUGUGAAGUGGAUGAGAUUUUGGACGGGCGCGUCGUAGACAACAAAAUUGAAUAUUUGGUGAGAUGGAAAAAAAGUGAGAGUAGUGACGAUGAUGAUGACGAUGAUGAUGACGAUGAUGAUGACGAUGAUGACAGUGAUACAGAAUGGGUCCCAGCGGAGCUGUGUAGUUGUCCAAUCGCCAUUGCGAACUUCGAAAAAUCCAUUGGGUUGUGGAAGGACACCUAUGAAGUCGAAGGUAUCAUUGACUCCAUUGAAGAUCCAGACGGAAAUGUGGAAUAUCUGGUCAAAUGGAAGGGAUUCGACAGUUCAAAACAAAGUACUUGGGUUAAAGAAAAAGAUAUGCAUUGCAGCUAUUCAAUUCAAAAAUUCGAAAAUGGUCACCCAUAUCGAGAUAGAAAGAUGUUGCAGGUGAAGAAAAUUGAUGAUUUUGCUGGAUUUCGUCGUGGAGUGGAGAACUACAAAAUUAUAAAGGGAGGCGAACAAGAAGCCACCAACAAAAGAUAUACAUUGGACCAACUAUACAUCGCUAUAAAUGGUCGCAAAGCAUUAUGUCAAUUCAAAGGAGAAUUCUUUUAAGUUUGUGUAACAAACCGAGAUCAUCCAAAGUCGACUGUGUCAUUCAAAUAUAUUCAAAUAAAUAACAAAAUAUAAAUUCGAAAA
Sitodiplosis mosellana (orange wheat blossom midge) is the source of this 892-nucleotide messenger RNA. RefSeq lists its product as uncharacterized. Gene Ontology annotation, molecular function: chromatin binding. Gene Ontology annotation, cellular component: pericentric heterochromatin. The record is from RefSeq and is a predicted model, not a curated record. The transcript has 6 exons. Bases 206 to 808 code for a protein of 200 amino acids. Gene Ontology annotation, biological process: chromatin organization; negative regulation of transcription by RNA polymerase II. NCBI's taxonomy places the organism in Eukaryota, Metazoa, Arthropoda, Insecta, Diptera, Cecidomyiidae.